Nicotiana tabacum (common tobacco) is the source of this 1523-nucleotide messenger RNA. RefSeq lists its product as uncharacterized. NCBI's taxonomy places the organism in Eukaryota, Viridiplantae, Streptophyta, Magnoliopsida, Solanales, Solanaceae. The record is from RefSeq and is a predicted model, not a curated record.
UUGGAAAUUUGGAUUCUCAGCUUUACUUCCAAAUUUAGCUUCAGCUCUCUCACUAACCAAACUGUCCCAAGUCUGAAUAUGGCGAUUUCAAGUUCUUCAUCAAUCUCCAUAUCCAAAUUAGACUUUCCAGUUUCAUUUUCACAAAGCAUAAACAAGAAAAACUCAAUUAGUUCAAUUCCUUUUUGUAGAAAAUAUAUUACUAAAAACUUCUUUAUUUCCAGUAAGACUCCAAAAUCUUGUGGCUAUAUAUCCAAUUCACUUGUAAAUGACUCUUCAAUUGAUGAAACGUCUAAAGAAAGCAUAACCCAAGUCCCCAUUGAAGUUAAAACCAGUACAUGGAACUGGAGGGGCUAUUCCAUUCGAUACCAGUAUAGUGGCAACAGUGGCCCUGCACUCGUUUUAGUCCAUGGUUUUGGAGCAAACAGUGACCAUUGGAGAAAAAAUCUGCCUGUUCUUGCGCAGUCACAUCGGGUGUUCUCUAUUGACCUUAUUGGUUAUGGCUAUUCAGACAAACCAAAUCCUCGCGAGCUUGGUAUAGACAACUUUUAUACAUUUGAAACAUGGGGCUGUCAGCUAAACGAUUUUUGUAAGGAUGUUAUCAGAGACAAAGCCUUCUUCAUUUGCAAUUCCAUUGGAGGACUUGUUGGUCUUCAGGCUGCAGUAAUGGAACCACAACUCUGUAGAGGCAUUCUUCUUUUAAAUAUCUCGCUCCGAAUGCUGCAUAUAACAAAGCAGCCUUGGUUUGGAAGACCACUGAUUAAAGCAUUUCAGAAUUUAUUGAGAAAUACUGCAGUUGGGAAAUUCUUUUUCAAAAGUGUUGCUACGCCUGAAUCAGUGAAGAAUAUUCUAUGUCAGUGUUACCAUGACACAUCCCAGGUGACAGAUGAGUUGGUACAGGCCAUCCUUCUUCCAGGGCUCGAGCCUGGUGCUGUCGAUGUGUUUCUUGAGUUCAUUUGCUAUUCAGCGGGGCCUCUUCCUGAGGAACUACUGCCCCAAGUAAAGUGUCCUGUUCUGGUGGCGUGGGGUGACAAGGAUCCUUGGGAGCCAAUAGAACUAGGAAGAGCCUAUGGCAAAUUUGAUACAGUUGAAGAUUUCGUUGUCCUCCCUAAUGUUGGCCAUUGCCCUCAGGAUGAGGCACCUCAUCUUGUGAACCCACUGGUGGAAUCAUUUGUUGCUCGUCAUGCCAACGUUGAGAACUGAGUCGCUGAGCGCGUACUCUUGACUCUUGCUGUUUACAUCAAAAUAUACAAUUUUGUUCUCAAUCCAAGAACGGCGAAGGUUGCUAGUCGAGAAAGACUGAAAGAAGUAUAUGGGGAGAACAAGGAAAAAGUGAGACAUAGUUUACUCUAUUCAUGUGAAAGGAAAUAGGUACAAUAUUUUAUACCAUUACAAACCUGUUUCUGUUAAUAUAUUUAGCCAAAAAAAUGUACGAAAGCUUUGUCCAACGAAAAGUAUUUAAAGAGCAUAUGCUAUAACAUGUCUCGACGUUUUUAAAAUGAAAAAAUUACUUGCUAAUUUUCGUA